CUCAGUCCUAAGGACAGGUGAACGUUACCUGCAUGCUGCAACUUCCCCUGUAGAACUGCUGGUGGAAGCAGGUUUCUGUGCGUCAGUUAAAAGCCACAGAAGCUUUGUCUGAGCAGCCAUGUUGGAGAUCAAACUGUGGGCUUUCUGGAGGGCCGUUCUCGCCGAAUGUUUGGGAGUGAUCUUCUUUGUUUUCACUGGCCUCUCUGCAGCGAUAGGAAGCCACAAUAACUCCUUUCCUGACCAGGAGUUAAAAGUGGCUUUCGCCUUUGGUUUGGCUGCUGCCACGCUGACGCAGUGCACACGCCACGUGAGCGGCGCUCACCUGAACCCUGCCGUCACCUUGGGCCUGCUGGCCACCUGCCAGAUCAGUUUUCUCAGGGCCUUUUUCUACAUGCUAGCUCAGAUGUUGGGUGCUGUGGCUGGCAGUGCUAUUGUGUAUGGUGUCAGGCCAGCAAACACAGACUCCCUUGGUGUUAACAAGCUAAAUGGAAUCACCCCUGGUCAAGGCUUUGGCUUUGAAUUCCUGCUCAGCCUUCAGCUGGUCUUGUGUGUGCUAACGGUCUCUGACAAAAGGCGAAACGUUGGCCARUAUGCACCUCUGGCGUACGGGCUGUCUGUUGCGGCGGGACAUCUUGCUGGGAUCCGCUACACAGGAUGCGGUAUCAACCCAGCUCGAUCGUUUGGGCCAGCACUCAUUCUGCUGUCUUUCGAUGAUCAUUGGGUGUACUGGGCUGGACCGAUGAGUGCUGGUGUGGUGGCAGCGCUUCUCUAUAAUUACCUGCUGGCUCCCAGAGAGGAGCGUUUCAGUGAGCAGGCGAGGGCCUUGCUUUGCUGUGGCUGGGAAGAUGACGAAGAAGAAGAAGAAGGAACGACUACUGAGCCUCUUGUAGGAGAAGCAAAGGAUGCAGAAUGAUAGUGGCUGCUCUGGGGGUGAAAAAAGCACUGUAGAAUUUUUUUUUUUUGAGUUUUUGUUUUUCAAUAAAAAGUUGUAUAAUACUUCUAUGGAGCACUUUUUUGGGGUGCUCUAAGGACAAAAUGUGACUAUACUGAAGUACCUGCAAGUAUGUAGAAAUUAAAUCAACUUU
Austrofundulus limnaeus is the source of this 1085-nucleotide messenger RNA. Its product is annotated as aquaporin-1. The transcript is spliced from 4 exons. Gene Ontology annotation, biological process: carbon dioxide transmembrane transport; hyperosmotic response; renal water transport. NCBI's taxonomy places the organism in Eukaryota, Metazoa, Chordata, Actinopteri, Cyprinodontiformes, Rivulidae. The coding region runs from base 119 to 913 and encodes 264 amino acids. The record is from RefSeq and is a predicted model, not a curated record. Gene Ontology annotation, cellular component: membrane. Gene Ontology annotation, molecular function: ammonium channel activity; carbon dioxide transmembrane transporter activity; water channel activity.